AUGAAGGAAACACAUGUGACACAUUCAGCUCGGCCAAGUGGAAAUAUUAGCGGUAUAGUGACCAGUGCCUUACUCGGGUGGACCAUGGCUGUUUUCUUUUUUUCAUUUUCACACAUGCCAGUGGCCCAAGCUGAUUGUUGGCUAAUUGAAGGGGAAAAGGGGUUUGUGUGGUUGGCGAUCUGCAGCCAGAACCAGCCACCGUAUGAAGCGAUUCCACUACAUAUCAACAGCACUAUUGUUGACCUACGGCUCAAUGAAAACAAGAUUCGGAGCAUCCAUUUUUCUGCUCUAAGCCGCUUCAGCAACCUCACCUACCUUAACUUGACCAAGAAUGACAUCUCCUACAUAGAAGAUGGAGCUUUUUCUGCUCAGUUCAAUUUGCAAGUACUGCAGAUUGGUUUUAACAAGCUAAGGAACUUAACAGAGGGUAUGCUGCGAGGAUUGGGGCGUCUGCAAUACCUCUACCUUCAAGCUAACCAGAUUGAGACUGUCUCACCUAAUGCUUUCUGGGAGUGUCCUGCUAUUGAGAACAUCGACCUCUCCAUGAACAGGAUUCAACAGUUGGAUGGAAGUACGUUUCGUGGUCUAUCAAAGCUAACAACGUGUGAGCUCUACUCAAACCCAUUCACAUGCUCCUGUGAACUAAUUGGAUUCCUGCGCUGGUUGGUAGCAUUCCCAAACAGGACAAGUGAAAGGAUGGUGUGUGAUACACCAGCUGGCUUUUCUGGCUAUAGCCUCUUAAGCCAAAAUCCAAGGAUGCCAACAUACCGGAAUGCUUUCCAUGCUCUCUCUACUGUCUGCACAGAUGAUAAUGUGACCCCGUACCUGCUUGGAUCCUCAGAUGGAGGUACCCCCACAAUCCUGCCAGAUCUGAGCCCUUGUGGAUUGGAAGACUGCCCUUCAGGGACACCACCAGAUGAACCCAUCAGCAUCAGCCCAACGUAUUUUGACCCAGAUGCCCGUCCAAUCAUGAAGCUUAAAGAGGUGACACACACAAGUGCAGUUAUCACAAUCCAGAUACCAAAUCCUUUCAGAAAGAUGUACAUUCUUGUCCUUUACAACAACAGCUUCUUUACAGAUAUACAAAACCUUAAAAGCCAAAGGGAAGAAAUUGAGCUGCUCAACCUAAAGCCCCACACAAACUACACUUACUGUGUGGCCUCCAUACGCAAUUCUCUAAGAUACAAUCAUACAUGUUUGACCAUUUCCACUGUUACACGGACAAUGAAGGAGCAGGUUCCAAAUGGUUCGACGGCUACUCAUUAUAUCAUGACCAUAUUGGGUUGCUUCUUUGGAAUGGUCAUUGUACUUGGUGUGGUGUAUCACUGCCUGAGAAAACGUAAACCUGAAGAUGAAUCAAAGAGCAAAAAACUUAAGAUGAAAAGGAAUUUGAUAGAGAUGAAGUAUGGGGCUGAACUGGAAAGUGGACCUAUCUCUCAGCUAUCACAGAAACAAAUGAUGUCCACUGUCGAGCCCAUUCAAAGGAUGCCUUAUUUACCAGCCGCCAGUGAUAAAGACCCAUACAAGGUACAGGAACUCUCUGGAACUCCCAAAACAACAAAAGGAAAUUACAUAGAAGUAAGGUCAGACCAGUCAGAUCGCAUUGAAUGCAGCAUUCCUCCAUCUGAGAACAGCCAAGGAUCUGUGGCAGAAAUAUCCACAAUAGCCAAGGAAGUGGACAAAGUGAAUCAGAUUAUCAACAACUGCAUCGAUGCACUUAAAUCUGAAUCAGCCUCUUUCCAAGCAGUAAAAUCUGGAGCCAUCUCAGCCACUGAGCCUCAGCUGGUUCUUACAUCUGAGCACCCAGCAGGCAAGUCCGGUCUUCUAUCCCCUGUAUAUAAAGGAGGAUAUCACCACCCUCUACAGAGGCAUCACAGUAUGGAAGCGCCACUGAAACGGGCCAGCACUUCGUCAAGUGGUUCUUUGCGCAGUCCUCGGUCUUUCCGUUCAGAUGGCGCCUAUCGCACAGAGUCAAAGUACAUCGAGAAAUCUUCUCUAGAUGAGUCUGGGAUUCUGACGGUGACCCCAACUUCUGCGAUACUUAAGUCAGAGGCAGAAAGAAUGCGACACUACACAGAGCACCGGCACUCAUACCCUGGCCCACACCACAUGGAGGAGCAACUUGAGGUUUCUUCAAGCAGGAAAUCGUCAAUCUUGGAGCCGCUAACACGCUCUCGGCCAUACGAGCUGUCAUAUUCACAGCUUUCACCACAGUACCACAACCUCAGUGGCUACUCCAGCCCAGAGUACACCUGCAGGCCAUCCCUGAGUUUGUGGGAACGGUUCAAACUCCACCGCAAACGCCACCGGGAUGAAGAGGAAUACAUGGCUGCCGGUCACGCAUUACGGAGAAAAGUACAGUUUGCUAAAGAUGAGGACCUCCAUGACAUCCUCGACUACUGGAAGGGUGUGUCUGCCCAACAGAAAUUAUGAUUGCUUAUUUUAUUUAAGUGUUUAUUUAAAAAGUGUCUGAAUAAAACUCACUUCACUCUCUGGACCAAAUAAAGACAGUCUUCAUUAAAGCUGCAAUAAGUAACUUUCAGUGAUUUAGGGAUUUAAAUUUAGUCAUCUCUGGUCUGAACACCAGUUGUGUUACACACACAGUGAGCAUCAAUUCAAUGCUCAUUUAAAACAAAUUUCAAGACAACAACUGGGAGAACAAUCCAGCAGCAGAAUGUUA
Messenger RNA from Tachysurus vachellii, 2680 nucleotides. It is a transcript of the gene elfn1b, whose product is annotated as extracellular leucine-rich repeat and fibronectin type III domain containing 1b. Gene Ontology annotation, molecular function: protein binding. The record is from RefSeq and is a predicted model, not a curated record. The coding region runs from base 1 to 2433 and encodes 810 amino acids. Gene Ontology annotation, cellular component: plasma membrane. Lineage: Eukaryota; Metazoa; Chordata; Actinopteri; Siluriformes; Bagridae. The transcript has a single exon.